This is a messenger RNA of Brugia malayi, 936 nucleotides long. RefSeq lists its product as uncharacterized. Gene Ontology annotation, cellular component: membrane. The record is from RefSeq and is a predicted model, not a curated record. The transcript is spliced from 6 exons. NCBI's taxonomy places the organism in Eukaryota, Metazoa, Nematoda, Chromadorea, Rhabditida, Onchocercidae. The coding region runs from base 1 to 936 and encodes 311 amino acids.
AUGAUCACAAAGAAGAUAUUUCAUAUAAAUAUGAGAAUUUUACUGAUAAAUUUGCUGGCUUUAUUGCUUUUCCGAUCGUUUGUAACCAUUUUUCGAUCUUCAUCUUUUAUCUACCGUAUGUUGGCUUACAAGGAUCCAUGUCUCUUUCUAAUGGACUCUCUCAAGUGCACUAUUCUAACCAGUUUUGGUUCAGCACCUGUCAAAUGUCUUGCACAUGCAUUUACUGCAAUUACAAUUGAACGAUUUCUUGCUAUGUGCUUCUAUCAACGCUAUGAAAAAUGGAAAUAUCCAAUUGCUCUUGCAUUUAUACCACUUACGUGGUUCGAAUUUGUAAUGCAAAUGAAAAAUAUAAUUUCAAAAUUUCACGAACUAAUGACACACUAUGAAAGUCAGAAGACGUAUAAAAGUUAUUGCUCAUCGAUUACUGUCAACAGUAUUCCAUACUUAAAAUUGAUACUCGAAAUACCAAUUUUAAUUGGAGUAUUCUUUCUACUUCUCAUAACACGUAUUAUCAGCAAGAGAAAAAUGAUUCUUCAAAUGCGAGCAUCAGUUGAUACGUUAUCAUCACGAUAUCAAAUCUGGGAAAAUAUGAAAACAUCGAAGACAAUGUUUAUCGCAACAAUAAUGUUUAUCAUAAGUUCCUUCUUCAAUCUGUCUGGAACGCUAUUGUUGAUAUAUUUUCCACCACCUAAUUUCUUGAAUUUUGCAAUUUUCAAAGAAAUGACAAGCUUUGCAUUGACAAUAUUUAUCAAUGCCAUAUCAAUUUUAUUCAUUGUCAGAGUGGAACAGAUGCAUGAUAAGACAAUUAAACGAUUAUUUCAUUGUGGAUGUUGUUCGUCUAACAAAGUGGGUGACAAACAGAUGAACCAGCCAUUGUCAGGUCGACAACAUAUCGAAAUUAUCGAGCAAAUGUGGGAAAAAGAAAUUCGCAAAUGA